AGGCCGCCUCUUCAAAAGGAGGCUCACUCCUUCCACUUCUUUCUCUCCUCACUCCGACAUCGAUACCCUCACGACACUGCUGGUCAGGUCGUCACGCUUCAAGCAACCCUCUGCUGGUCAGAUCAUCAUCCUCACCUAGCUCGCCAUGCGCUUCACACUCUUUAUCACCCUCGCCACCCUCGCAACGGCUAGCCUCGCGGCGCCUGUUUCUGUCGACGAGCAAAUCUCCCUCGAAGCUCGCAGGCUGGGCGGCUUUGCCAAGAUGGGCGGCGGUGGCCGCGGAGGAGGCAUGGGCGGCGGCCUGAUGCAGAUGCUUCCCUUCGUCGGCAUGCUCGGAGGGGGAGGUUCUUCGUCGUCGCAGAGCGAUAUUCCUCCGCCUCCGCCGCAGGCUGUCAGCCCGGCGUUCCAGCAGACGCCUGCCUGGGCUGCCCAGGGUGCGAGCGCACAGAUGUGAGAGGUUUGCGUGGGGCUGCGGUGUCCACGCUGGUCCCAUGAGGGGCGCUGUAUCUGAAAUAGCAUUGAUAUGAAGC
This is a messenger RNA of Jaminaea rosea, 530 nucleotides long. RefSeq lists its product as hypothetical. NCBI's taxonomy places the organism in Eukaryota, Fungi, Basidiomycota, Exobasidiomycetes, Microstromatales. Bases 146 to 454 code for a protein of 102 amino acids. The record is from RefSeq and is a predicted model, not a curated record. The transcript is spliced from 2 exons.